AUGAACGAGACACAUCUAACUAUGGACUCCCUUCUGCCUCUAGUCUUGCCUCUUACCGAGGCCUUCGACCCGCGUGAAGCAACGAUAGCGUCCACUCAUCAUGCACUCUACACAGGCCUGACGACAUGCCGCGAAGUCGUUUCCUCGUUCCUAUCACGAGUCGAGGAAUUGAACCACAACACAAAUGCCAUAAUCACGCUCAAUCCGCACGCACUGCAGAUGGCGGACGAUUACGACACCAAGCUAAGAGGCAAUGACUCCUCGCACGGACCGCUCUUUUGUGUCCCGACUCUGCUGAAGGAUAACUACGACACCGCGGACAUGCCAACCACCGGGAGUAAUCUUGGUCUGGCCAACUCCAGACCUGCAACAGACGCCCCUGCAGUCAAGGUCCUCAAAGAUGCUGGCGCUGUGAUACUUGGCAAGACAAAUCUCCAUGAACUCGCAUUGGAAGGACUCACUGUCUCUUCUCUUGGUGGACAGACGCUCAAUCCCUAUGACAAGACACGGGCGCCAGGCGGGAGCUCUGGAGGGACAGGGGCCGCAGUCGCAGCUUCCUUCGCGGUGUUUGGAACAGGAUCAGACACAGUCAACAGCUUGCGUUCACCCGCGAGCGCCAACUCACUUUACAGCGUUAGGCCUACUCGAGGCUUGAUUAGCAGAGAUGGAAUCAUGCCCGUUUCGUACACCCAGGAUGCGGUUGGGCCCAUUACGAGAUGUGUGGGAGAUCUAGCUGUUGCGCUGACGGUGAUGUCCAGUAUCGGGUACGACGAAAAGGACAACACCACCGCUCUGGUCCCUGCCGGAAUACGAGGGACCGACUAUACCUCCUCUCUUUCAGCAUACCCUCUGACCGGCAUGAGAUUUGGUCUAGUGGAGGGAUUCCUUAACCGCACUCCGUCAACAGAGAAUGACCCAGUGAAUGAGGUGAUGCAACACAUGGUCUCACAUGUGAGAGCCGCAGGAGCCAAGGUCGUAAGCAUCACAGACAAUAUGUACAACUCGGAUGCAAUCAUACAGAAGCUCGACACGCAACGCUUUGAGUACCGUGAAUCGAUGGAUGCGUACCUACAGCGGAAAGAUCUGGGCGGAGAACAUCCAACCACCCUGAACGAGCUUUAUGGCAGUGGCAUGUUCCUUGUGAUACCGGCACAGCAUGAAUACGUCAGCACUGCCCUCGUGUCCUCCACGUCAAAUAGUACGGGCAGGCAAGGAAGCUACCAGGAUGUCAGACAAGGUAUCCAAAACUUGACGCACGCACUGCAUGAGACGUUUAAGAAACACGAUCUGGACGCUCUAAUCUAUCCCGAGCAAAGAAACCUCGUCGUACCCGUGGGAUCUCCCUCACAGAGAGGCAGAAAUGGCAUCCUCGCCGCCUUGACGGGCAGUCCCGUUGUCACUGUGCCAGCGGGAUAUAGUAAUCCGACCAAGGAGGCAACGGAGGGAGUGCCCAUUGGGAUGGAAAUGUUGGGAUUGCCCUGGACAGAAGGCAAACUCUUGGGAAUCGCCUGGCAGAUGGAGCGGAUGCUUUGGGUGGAGCGGAGAAUGCCGCACUGGGCGAAAGAGAAGGUCGAAGUGAAGACCUACGAGACCGUUCCGAAUGUGAGGCCGAAUACGGAUAGCAUACCGAGGGAAUAUCCACUUGGGGUGCUAUUAUCCGAGUAG
Messenger RNA from Lecanosticta acicola, 1665 nucleotides. The record is from the annotation of a GenBank genome assembly. NCBI's taxonomy places the organism in Eukaryota, Fungi, Ascomycota, Dothideomycetes, Mycosphaerellales, Mycosphaerellaceae.